Messenger RNA from Closterium sp. NIES-65, 573 nucleotides. Lineage: Eukaryota; Viridiplantae; Streptophyta; Zygnematophyceae; Desmidiales; Closteriaceae. The record is from the annotation of a GenBank genome assembly.
AUGCAUGCGUGCAUCAUCCUUCCCUUACCAUCUUGCCAAAGCCCUGGCCUCCUGCCCCACCCACCUCUCCCUCCCUCCCCCUCUCCCUCCCCUCCUGCCUCUCCCGGGUGCGAGCAGGCGCCGUCAGUGGUGGUGGUGGGGUCGCACGUGUGGGUGGAGGACCCCGAGGAGGCAUGGGUGGAUGCCGUGGUGACAGCCGUGGAGAAGAAGAAGGUUACUGUCAGCUACAAGGGCAAGGAGACCGUGAUUCGGUUGAAGCACUGCCAUCCGCGGGACGAGGAUGCACCGAGCUGUGGGGUGGACGACAUGACCAAGCUAUCAUACCUGCACGAGCCGGGCGUGCUGCACAACCUCUUCCUACGAUACUCCAUCGACGAGAUCUACACGUACACGGGGAGCAUUCUGAUAGCGAUCAACCCGUUCUGUGCGCUGCCGCAUCUGUACGACGAGCAAAUGAUGGAGCAGUACAAGGGCACUCGCCUAGGCGAGCUCUCCCCUCACGUCUUUGCCAUUGCUGAGGCUGCGUACAGGUGCACUUGUUGUGAGUGCAACAUGUGUGUGACGAGCACAUGA